Molecule: messenger RNA, 1089 nt
Organism: Lodderomyces orthopsilosis Co 90-125
Lineage: Eukaryota; Fungi; Ascomycota; Pichiomycetes; Serinales; Debaryomycetaceae
Exons: 1
Coding region: 1-1089 (362 amino acids)
Biological process (GO): magnesium ion export from mitochondrion
Molecular function (GO): magnesium ion transmembrane transporter activity
Source: RefSeq, a predicted model, not a curated record
AUGUCACAACUAUUCACAUCUUCGACAAUACCGCUAAGUUUUGAACCACAUGACGGACAUAACACAUAUAAUCACCGUAAACCGCCGCCGACGGGCAAUGAUCCGUUUGAAGAAGUAGAAGGAGCACCGCUUUGGCAGUAUAUGCUUGCCGGUGGGUUAGGAGGAGUGGUUGGUGAUAGUGCUAUGCAUUCAUUGGAUACAGUCAAAACCCGUCAACAGGGGUUUCCAUACAACAAGAAAUACAAAAAUAUGAUACCCGCUUAUAGAACGAUACUUAAAGAAGAAGGGUUUUUCCGAGGUCUAUAUGGUGGGUACAGUCCUGCUGCAUUAGGUUCAUUCCCAUCGACAGCUGCAUUUUUUGGUACUUAUGAAUUUACAAAACGCAAAUUAAUUGAUGAUUUCGGUGUCAAUGAAACGCUAUCUUAUUUCACUGCCGGAGUGUUGGGUGACUUGGCAUCUAGUAUAUUCUAUGUUCCAUCUGAAGUGUUAAAAACAAGAUUACAACUACAAGGUAAAUAUAAUAAUCCAUACACACGCGAGUGCGGGUACAAUUAUCGUGGACUAUGGAAUGCUAUAGUCAGUAUAUAUCAUAAAGAAGGGUUAAGAACAUUCUUUUUCGGUUAUAAAGAGACCCUAUUUAGAGACUUGCCAUUCAGUGCAUUACAAUUGACCUUUUACGAGAGGUUCCGUCAAUUAGCUAUAUAUUAUAACCAUGGAUCCACCGACUUGCCUGUUCCAGUUGAAUUAUUUACAGGUGCCGCAGCAGGUGGACUUGCAGGAGUACUUACUACCCCUUUGGAUGUGAUAAAGACUCGUAUUCAAACAGCCACCAAUCUUUCAGACUUGAAUGACUCGAUUUCACAAAAGAAUAUCAGUAAUCCGAUAGUGAACCUUUUUAAUAGAAACGCAACAUUGAGAGCAUUGGUAUCUAUUUACAGACACGAAGGUAUUUUUGGAGCAUUUAGUGGAGUGGGCCCUAGAUUUAUAUGGACGGGUAUACAGAGUUCAAUUAUGUUGUUGUUGUAUCAAGUGUCUUUAAAACAAUUGGAUACAAUAUUUGGUAAUGGGAAGAAGAGUUUGGAAGCAUGA